CGUAUCCUAGCAUCCGUCUUCUACGCUCUUCUUCUUCUGCUACUUAUCGGAUGGGGACGCCGGAGACUUCUCGAGAGCCCUGCCCGGACCGAAUCCUAGACGAUGUCGGCGGUGCUUUCGGCAUGGGUGCCGUUGGUGGUUCAUUCUUCCACUUCUUCAAAGGCGUCUACAACUCCCCAAAAGGCGAGCGUCUAAUCGGCGGUUCUCAAGCCGUUCGCAUGAACGCUCCCCGCGUCGGCGGCAGCUUUGCCGUCUGGGGUGGUCUCUUCUCCGUCUUCGAUUGCACGAUGGUCUAUCUCCGACAGAAGGAAGACCCCUGGAACUCCAUCAUCGCUGGCGCAGCCACCGGCGGGUUCCUCCAGAUGCGUCAGGGUUUCCCUGUGGCAUCGAGGGCUGCGUUGUUUGGCGGGGUGUUGCUUGCUUUGAUUGAAGGAGCUGGUAUCAUGCUCAACAAGGUUCUUAGUGCUUCUCAGAAUUUUCCUCCAAUGGAGGAGCCAUUACCCAGUGUACCCAAUCCGUCUAAUUUUCCUGGGUAUCCUAGUGGAAAGUUUCCGAAUCAGAAAUCGGCACCGACGCCAACUCUUGAAGCUUCAACAGAGGGGUCUUCUUCUUCGUCAUCUUGGUUUGGGGGGUUAUUUGGCGGUAAAAAGAAGCAGGAGACAGGGACUGAUAAUGGUAAUGGAAGUAAGACGGAGGUUUUGGAAAGCUUUGAUGCACCAAGUACACCAAUUCCAUCGUUUGAGUACAAGUAGAUGACUAUGGAGACUUUGUAGCGGUAGAACUGAUCUUUGAUGAGGCUGUAGCUUUGGUUGCUCAUCCAUGAUUUCCAACUUGUCCGGGUGAUAAAUGCCUGACAGGUUGAAGGAUGUUACUAGAAUAGUAGAAAACCCUUCUCAUGCUGAUAGUGCUGCUUGCUGGUGCAUCAUAAACAAAGGGUCGGGCCUCCAAACUUUUAUAGUGUUUGUGUUACAAGUACAUAAUCAAUAACCAUUUUCGCUUAGCAGUUGUCUAAGUGUAUUUGUUGUGGUGUAUAUAAUAUAGAUAGCUCCCUUCCUCCUUUUUCUUUGGGUAGGCAUGUUUAUCUUAUAGGUAGAUGGUUGAGGUCUUGAGGAAAAUUUGGGACAGUUGCUAUUA
Molecule: messenger RNA, 1134 nt
Organism: Nelumbo nucifera (sacred lotus)
Lineage: Eukaryota; Viridiplantae; Streptophyta; Magnoliopsida; Proteales; Nelumbonaceae
Product: mitochondrial import inner membrane translocase subunit TIM17-2-like
Biological process (GO): protein import into mitochondrial matrix
Cellular component (GO): TIM23 mitochondrial import inner membrane translocase complex
Molecular function (GO): transmembrane protein transporter activity
Source: RefSeq, a predicted model, not a curated record